AUGUCAAGCCCAGCGAACAAGCGGGGAGUGCAAGGGGAACUUGAAUGGGAGAUGCCGUUUGCGCGACGCGCUGCCCCAGAUCACGUGGUGUGCAGCGCGAGGCGUCUUGGCGCGGGGGGCUCGUUGGUUUAUCACAAGCCGCCAUCGGCGGGCGACUAUGUAAAGGAGGGCCGCACGAUGUCAAGCCUACUGUCCCCCUCCGAGUCCCUCACCUUCAACACCUUUCUCACCUCCGUCGACCGCACGGCGGGCGUCGAGUUCCAGGAGAUCUCCCCCGAGCUCGCGCAGAAGAUCCAGAUAAAGACGGGCAAGGAUGCGCUCGCCAAAGCCACGAUGGAGCUCCUCGCGAAGGGCGGGCCCGUGAUCGGCGCACCGAGCAGCAAGGCGGGCUCCAAGGGUAGAUCGGGCACGGGGAAUUUGGGCUCGAGCGGUCUUAGUCCUGGCACGGCGGGGCCAAACAACAGGCAUGAGUCAGCGUCGCGCGGAUCCUCGCGGUCGCACACCUCCACAGACACCUCGUCCUCUCAGCGACACGGUGAACUUCAUCAUUCGAGCGGUCGGUCUCAUACAGAUGCCCCGUCCACGCGAACACGAUCCUCGUCCUCCUACACCUUGCCUCCUCUGGCCGACCACCUCAACAGCCUCUCCCAGACCACUGACGCCGGCGUGCCGACACGCGGGCUCUUGUCCCAUUCGACGUCUGCUCCCGCCACGACCACGUCUAAACGCUUAUCCUCGCCUGACCUGGACGAGCGCGCAGGCGCUUCCAAGCGCUCACGACAGUCGCCCCCGGGUAGCGGUGCCACCAAGACGCGCCGCCAGACGUCUUCUGGCGCUGCGGACGCAUUCGCCGGCACAGGCGCCGGGGCGGGCAAGAUUCCCGCCCCCAAGCCGGCGCUGCUGUCGGCGACGCAGAAGCGGCAGAACCACAUACAGAGCGAGCAGAAGCGCCGUGCGAACAUCCGGCGUGGAUAUGAGGCGCUGUGCAACGCGGUCCCGGAUCUGCGCACAGCGAUUGCUGCGGAGGACGGCGGCGGGGGCUCCGCAGCGGACGCAGAUAGCGCGGGCAAGGGCAAGCGGCGGCGGAAGAAGAGCGAGGAGAGCAGCCUGGAUGGACGUGCGGGGCCAAGGAGCGAGAACGUGGUGUUGACGAAGACAAUUGAAUAUAUCAGGGCUCUUCUCACUGAGCGUCAGGGCUACCUCGCGCGGCUUGAGAUCGCACGCCAGAGUCUAGCGCCUGGUCACCAUACCCUAACAGUGCAGCCCGAAUACCUGGAUGCACUCGGUGUACCGCUGUGGGACCGCGAGUGGAAUGGGGGCACAGGCGUCAUGGAAGGCGGGGACGAUGACGACGAGGGGGCGGAUGAUGAUGGCGGAAGUGACGACGACGGGUAG
Postia placenta MAD-698-R-SB12 is the source of this 1395-nucleotide messenger RNA. RefSeq lists its product as hypothetical. The coding region runs from base 1 to 1395 and encodes 464 amino acids. The transcript has 2 exons. The record is from RefSeq and is a predicted model, not a curated record. Gene Ontology annotation, molecular function: RNA polymerase II cis-regulatory region sequence-specific DNA binding; DNA-binding transcription factor activity, RNA polymerase II-specific; protein dimerization activity. Gene Ontology annotation, biological process: regulation of transcription by RNA polymerase II. NCBI's taxonomy places the organism in Eukaryota, Fungi, Basidiomycota, Agaricomycetes, Polyporales, Adustoporiaceae.